Messenger RNA from Coregonus sp. 'balchen', 6383 nucleotides. The record is from the annotation of a GenBank genome assembly. Lineage: Eukaryota; Metazoa; Chordata; Actinopteri; Salmoniformes; Salmonidae.
GACAGUGAAGCAUUGCUGUCCCUGUCUCGUUCUGAGGGGGGUCCUAUCUCCCUGUCUCUGGGAAUGAAGACCAAGCGAAGCCCCCCUUCCCGCUGGCUCCUGGUACACUACCACGGAGGAGGCUUUGUGGCCCAGACCUCCAAAUCUCACGAGGUAAGAACACCACCUUCUCUCUCUCUCUCUCUCAGGAGGAAUUGACCUUCAUGGGUUCGGAAUUAUUGUGUUUUCUCUCCAUGGCUUCUCUGUAAAGAGCCAUUCCUACUAAUGACUGUUUAAUUAAUCCAACAGGGUUGAUGGACACAUUUAUUUAUAUCACUCUAUUAUCCAGUGAUUGGUUGCAGGCCAGCCCCCCUCUUCCUAUUCUGUCAGUCUCUCUUCUCCCUCCUCAUUCCAUCUCCUCUCUCUCUCCCCCUCUCCCCCUGUCCUCUUGAAGUGGUCAGCUCAGAGCUCAGCCUCAGACAGAUGAGACCGGCGUCUGUAUUAUAUAACCAGCAGGCUACUUUAAACCACUGAGACACGUCACCAUGAAACCAGAGUGGACUGGCAGUCCCUUCAUCUCCAAUAGCCUAGCAACCAGAGGCUGUAGGAAGUGAUCUGAGGAGGAACAAGGCUGUCAUGUUGAAUUAGCUGAGAACUCUACAUGAAGUUAUUAUGGCUUUAUAUUCCAUAGGCCCUAAUGGAAGAUGUGUGUCUGUGUGUGAUCUCCCUGCUCUAGGCUCUCUUCUCUCUCCUCUAACCCUGUCCUUUACGCUUUCCUCCUUUCUGAUCAUUAUUCCCUUUGUUCUCUACUCUCCUUUGUCCUAAUGACCUCGUCUCUCAUUUUUGUAAUCCACCUCUGCUCUUUGCUUUCCUUUCCCCACAACGUUCCUUUCUCUCUCCUUCCUCCUUCACUUUACCCACUCUUUCCCCUGGCCAGUGGGGAGAUGGAUGGAGUCUGAGGGCAGGAGCCUGUGGUGUCCCUCCUCUCUUCUCUCCAUUCUUCACUUUUCUCUCUCUCCUGCCACCUUCACUCCCCCUCCUUCCUCCUCUCCUCCUGAAGUGUUCAGGGAGAUGGAUAGUGUCUAAGGGCAGAAGCUCUCCUGCACGCGUUCUCUCUCAAUCUCUGAGGGAGCUGUUUGUGUGAGGGAAGAAGCCUGUGGUGUCCCUCCUCUCAGCACCCCAUUGAUCCAGACCCCCAGUAAUGGAUGGGCCACAACUUAAUCACUCAAGUGUGUGUGUGACAGAGGUGCCCAGAAGCAGAUUAACCACAGUGCCUGUCUCUGCAGAGGAGUGGAACCACUACUCCCAGUAACCCCGGCAGUAGGAGAUGAUCUGCAUGGUUAUGGAUAGGUGUGUGUGUCCCUGUGGUGGGCAUAUUUUCCACACACGCCUCUCCUCAGGACAGUUUAGACGCAGCCUGUUGUUCUGUAGGCAUUAAUCUCUCUAUUGGGGCCGCUGGCAAACCUUGUGACUGGCAGACCCGGCCAGCGGCGCUGACGGGUGUCAAAACGCAUCAUGUACUGACAAUGACGAUCAUUUAAAUUGACACGCACACACACGCCACACCACACGUCAGCGGUGCCAGACUGUGAUCCAUUAUGACAGCGUGGCUUUAAGAGUGCAGGGCAGAUUCCCGGGGAUGGUGUUGAGGUGGUGUUUGGCUGUGUGAUGUGGUCACAUCCAGUCAUGGGCCGCUGAGGUGAGGCACUCUGUGUAUUGUUUAGAGAGGCGGAGCUGUCACUACUGACACUGUCAUUGAUGCUUAGAGAGAAGAGGAGGAGCGGCGGUGGAGCGAUCGAAGGACAGGAGAGAAAGUUCUGUAGAGGAGGGUAGACUAAUAUUGUCAGAUUAGAUUUAUUGUCGGAUGUACGCACUCUGACCUCUCACUUACCUAGCUAAGUACUUGAUGACCUUACAAGGUUAUAAUAUAAAAGCAAGUAUUCUAAGGAUGUCUGAUCUGGAAAGUAUGUUUCUAAGAAUCCUAAGCACUUAGCUACCAUGACUUCAAAUUGCAUAGCAACAAGAGGCUAACAACAACACUGUUUUAGUGAGAGCAAAGCAAGGUUGUCAUGUUGCAUUUGUGAGCACAGUGCACAUACCUGGUAUUUUCAUAACAGAAUUACCAAGCUGCCACUGUAGUUAGGCAGUGUACGGUUGGGUUUGUAGUUCACCAAUACAGAACCUGCAAGCUGGGAAUCUGAUACAGGACCUCUCUCCUAUCCUUCCCAACACCACCACCUGUAAAGCUGUCUAGGGGACACUAAGGAGCAUUCAGAACUGCAAACACCACUGCCUGCCCUGCCUAUUUAAUGGUAGGGGGAUGCACCGUCUAUAGUAAACUCACUCCUUUCUCCUCCAUUCUCCCCCUCUCUUUUCUCCAGCCGUAUCUGAAGAGCUGGUCUCAGGACCUGGGUGUGCCCAUCCUGUCUGUGGAUUACUCUCUGGCCCCUGAAGCUCCCUUCCCCAGGGCCCUGGAGGACUGCUUCUAUGCCUAUUGCUGGGCCAUCAAGAACCACCACCUGCUGGGUAGGACAACACACUACUACCACUUUAUCUAACCCUAACCCUACUGCUGGGCCAUCAAGAACCACCGCCUGCUGGGUAGGACAACACACUACUACCACUUUAUCAUAGAAUAUAAUUAUCUUUAAUGUCCCUGAGGGGAAAAAAAUAGACAGACCUGCUUUUUCAGAUGGGAUUUAUUCCCAAUGAUCUCAAUAUUUACUAUGGGUACUUCCUGGUACUUAAUUGAUUGUUAUUAUGACAGAAAGCUAAAGACUGGUUAGCUUGGAACUCACUCAACUGAAGGCCAUAGUCUCAACUUAUGUCUCAAAUAUAAAACACUUUCAUAUCAACAACCAGCCCCUCAUUGCCCCAUAUAGACACGGGUACAGAGAGUGGGAGAUCACAUGCAGAUCACUUGAAAGUGUUAUACGGACUCUCACUUAGUCAGCUUUUCUCUUUCUCUCUCACUUUGUCCCCUUCUCUCACUCGCCUCAAUCUACUGACUCUGUGACCCCCCUCCUCUCUCUCUCUCAGGUUGGACAGGGGAGAAUGUGUGUCUGGCCGGUGACAGUGCUGGUGGUAACCUGUGUAUUACAACAUCGAUGCGCGCUGCGUCUCACGGUGUGCGGAUGCCUGAUGGCAUCGUAGCUGCCUACCCUGCCAUCCUGCUCACCGCCUACGCCUCGCCCUCCCGCCUGCUCACCCUCUUCGACCCCCUGCUGCCCCUCAGUGUGCUGUCCAGGUGCCUCAGCGCCUACGCAGGUAAGACUGUGUGUGAGAGGGAGCAGAGAUGGUUUGCUGCCCCUCAGCAUAGUGUGUGUUCUUGUUUGUGCAUGGCAUUCAAUGCUGGUGAGGGACGGGAAACUCAUUUCCUCCCUACCUCCCUUCCCAUCCUCUCUCCCCUAGGUGAGGAGCCCCAGGCUGAGAAGCAGGUGGAGAAGGUGAGUACUCUGAGCAUGGUGAGGAGAGACACGGCCCUGCUGCUCAGAGACUUCAAACAGGGAGCUUCCAACUGGAUCCACUCCAUACUGGACCCCAACAGAGCUGUUGCCAUGGCAUCAACAGGUAGGUACACCAGUGUGUGUGUCUGGGGUGUUUGUCUUGUGGUGAGAGGGUGUGUGUGUCUCUGUAUGUACUUGUGUUCACGCAUCUUGGAGUGUGAGGUGAAAUAAUAUUUCCCUAUUACCGGAAGGGCUAUGUGUGUACAUACAGUAUGGACAUUUUAUUGAAAUUGAUAUCCACAGUUAACGUCUAAUUAACCAGUCAAUCACCCAUGGCCACCAUCCUGUUACGUCACACCCUCACCCAUCCAUAUCAAUUGACUGGUUAGGCUCUGACCACUAAUUGUGUUGAAACCCUGCUGUAAGCAGACUAUUCCAGGCGUCACCAUGUUACCUGACACCCAGCAGCUGUGGGCCAGAUUAAUGACUGUGUCAUUGGGGGGUGUACAUUAUUAAAGGCUAUGAUGAGGGGAGUUCAUUAUUAAUAAAAGAGCUCAGUGAGUACAGCUUUGAGAUCAGACAAGCCAUGACACCGCUUACAGCUGUGUUUUGAUGGGGAGAUCGUAUCGUAAUGACACCAUUAUUGCUUAAAGCUAGAAUCUGCAGUUGAAACGAUAACAAAGAGGAUACCCCGCCUCUGUUUUGGUAAAAAGCUGAGGGAUGGGCCUAGAUCAAUGUAACCACUCAAGUUCAUACUGUAGACGGCUAUGGAUGCCAGGACUGACCAUCCAUGUGAUCAAAAUGGUUGUUUUAACCGUGGUUUUUAAAGCUAUACAGUGUUAGUUUACAUUUAUAUUGUUUACAAACAUUGGGGUAAAAUAAGAUUAUAUUUGAGGUUCUGAUGGGAUAUGACAGUUGAACUAAGCUCAUGUGGCAUUCUUAAGUUAUAUUCUUCAACAAUCAAUGUGUGUAUAUGAUUAAUUUAUAAGUCCAAAAAUGAGUGUUGUAACUAACGAUUUUAGCUUUAAAUAUCCAUCUCCUGAUAACCACACGUCCCUCACUCCCGCCUCUUAUCACCGUCUUCAUUGAUGUUUCCCUGUUCCAUAAUGGCCUCAGUCUGAUCACUCUCACUCUCACUCUGCCUCUGUCUUAUUUUGGUUUGUUGAUGACUCUUUCUCUUCUCUCUCUUCUUCAGACACAUCUUCGUCAGUGAGGAAGAGUGUGUCUGAGGCGUCCAUCAGCUCGCCCCACUCGGACCCCCCUGAGCAGCCCUCUGACUUCUCCCUGAGGAGAGAGUCUCUGAAGAGCCACACAUGCCAGGACCUGGCAGCCCACGCCAACAACACCCCCGCUGCUGCCCCCACCACUCCUGCCCACAAUGCAAUGGUGUUCCCCGAGCGCACGGUACGAUAAUCCCUGAGUAGCCCUUAACAACAGAUCUAGGAUCAGAUUACCCUCCCCAAAUCCUAACCAUAACCAUUUGGGGGGGGGGGGCAGGGUGUUAAACUGACUUCAGAUCAGUGUAGCAGCUUCAUGCUUACUGCUUUUACAACCACUUCACACACUUGUCACUGAUUUGUAGGUGUUUGUCUAAACUAAGCCUCUCUCUGAAUAACUUAUGCAAAUAGAUGGUGACCAAGCUGCUUGUCUUGUUUCCUCCUCCACAGAUUUAACUGGCGGAGGGAGGGAGGGAUGGAUGCAGAUCUCUGAGUGUAACCUCUAGUGUUUCAGUAUAGGGAUAAUCCCUGUGUUUUUCUAUAAAGCCAGUCUGUAUUAAUGCCUCUGUCUACAGGGAGAAUAUGAAGAACUGUCAUUUGAUGUCAGAGUGAAACAUGUCAAUGUUUGUUCCUGUGAUUUGAAAUGGAAAAAAUCUACUUGAGGCUUGUAGAUUCUUAGAACAAGUGUCUGGUCCCAAAGGAAAGACAUAUCAGUAUGAUCCAGUAUCCAAUACAUCAGGUUUCCACAGUCCUGGUCCUAGACUAGUGUUAACUUAUGUAUUGCCAUGGUAAACUAUAAACUAUUUUUCCUGUACCCCUCCAGCCUGACGAAGUGAGCUUCUUCCUCUCCAAAGAGGAGGUGGUGUCCAUGUCGGAUGCUCUGUCCUCUGUUGCCAUACCGCCCCCUGAGGGGGAGGAGGGCGUGGCGCUGGAGCACCCUCGGGAGUUCCCCCUGGGCUUCGAACCGCUGCGCUCUGAGCGGCUGGCUGAGAUGAAGCUGGCCACCUCUCCUGUCGUCAGGAACCCCUACAUGUCUCCUCUACUGGCACCCGACAGCAUGCUGAGAGGACUGCCCCCCAUACACCUAGUGGUGAGAGGGAGGUGGUGGGAGAGAGGGAGGGUAGAGGGACGACUACCUAGUGGUGAGAGGGAGGUGGUGGGAGAGAGGGAGGAAAGAGGGAGGGUAGAGGGAGGACUACCUAGUGGUAAUAGAGAGGGAAAUGGAGUUGAGGACUGGCUUGUCCCAAUCCUAUUCUGGUCUUUUCCACCAAUUUAGAAUUCUUUACAUGAUCUUAUAAGACCCUCUUUGACUCUGUUGUUUAUCUCUCCCUCCCCCUAGGCCUGUGCGUUAGACCCCAUGCUGGAUGACUCUGUAAUGUUUGCCAAGCGCCUGAGGAACGUGGAUCAGCCCGUCACCCUGUGUGUGGUGGACGACCUCCCGCACGGCUUCCUCAGCCUAUCACAGCUCUCCAGGGAGACCAGGGAAGCGGCUAACGUCUGCGUCAACCGAAUCAGGGAUGUCUUUGACCAGAAGGACUCGCCCCAGGAGCCGCGCAUGCACCGCAAGCUGGAAAGGACCAAUCGCGGUGCUUCCUCUGUCACCAUGGGAGACCCAGAGAAGCUCUUUGCAGUACCCAUUCAGGAGGAGGAGCUUCUGGUGGCCCGGGGAGGGGCUAUAGUACCAGAUGGGGAGGGGUUAGUCGGCAUUGCAGCACAGAACAACAUAGACGUCAUGGGAUAA